Molecule: messenger RNA, 624 nt
Organism: Microdochium trichocladiopsis
Lineage: Eukaryota; Fungi; Ascomycota; Sordariomycetes; Xylariales; Microdochiaceae
Product: Nnf1-domain-containing protein
Exons: 3
Biological process (GO): chromosome segregation
Cellular component (GO): MIS12/MIND type complex
Source: RefSeq, a predicted model, not a curated record
CCGGCGUCGCCGCCAUUGCCAGCGCGCCAUGUUCAGGUCACGCCGGGCCCGCGCGCCGCCGGUUUCCAGAACCUGCUGGACAAGUCGCUCGAAUCGACGCUGAAGAAGGUCAGCUGGGACAACUUUGCGGCAUGCUACCCGACGAUAGCGACGCAGGCGCCCGCGACGCUCAAGGCGGUGCAGAAGCAAAUGGUUGAGAGGUUGGGGACGCUUUGCAGGAGGGAGUUCCAGUCCAUCUUUGAGCAGCGGCAGGUCGUGGCCAAACUGAACGAGUUGGAAGGCCUGAUCAGCGAGGCGUCGAGGCGAAAAGACGAGGCUGGCAUGCAGGGCAUAGAUGAGGCGCCCGUCCCGCCACAUACGCUUCCCGCCGAGCAGGUAUUUGCCGCGCAUCUGGCGCCGCAUCUGAAGCAGCAGCAGUCACAACUCAACGCGAAGCUUCAAACUGUGCAGGCGCACAAUGCCAAGCUAUUUGACGAGGUGCAGAGGCAGAGGGCCGAGAUGGAGUCGCUGGUGCAGCUGCUGGAGAAGACGAUGGAGGACAUUGACAGUGCGAGCCAGAUGAUGGACGAGGUCGCAGACGAUCUGGCCCGGGAGACCAGGACGGUGGAGGUGGGGAUUGCGGGA